Molecule: messenger RNA, 1356 nt
Organism: Zygosaccharomyces rouxii
Lineage: Eukaryota; Fungi; Ascomycota; Saccharomycetes; Saccharomycetales; Saccharomycetaceae
Gene: ALG3
Product: dolichyl-P-Man:Man(5)GlcNAc(2)-PP-dolichol alpha-1,3-mannosyltransferase
Exons: 1
Coding region: 1-1356 (451 amino acids)
Cellular component (GO): endoplasmic reticulum
Molecular function (GO): dol-P-Man:Man(5)GlcNAc(2)-PP-Dol alpha-1,3-mannosyltransferase activity
Source: RefSeq, a predicted model, not a curated record
AUGCCACCCUUCGAACCUCUUAAAGAUCUGGUCAAUGGUAUCCGUUUCAUGAUCUAUAAUCCAAGGUCAACCUUGAUUUGGGGCCCAAUGCUGCUGGCAUUCGAAUCGGCGCUUCUCAAAUUAAUCAUUUGGAAAGUCCCAUAUACUGAAAUCGAUUACAAGGCAUAUAUGGAGCAGAUUGACAUUAUCAAGAGUGGUGAAACUGAUUAUACCAAAAUUUAUGGUGGCACUGGACCAUUGGUUUAUCCCGCAGGGCACGUGCUCAUCUAUCGAUUUAUGCACUGGCUAACUGAAGGAACUAAUUUCGUUCAUAGAGGUCAACAUUUUUUCCGUUGUCUCUAUUUACUUACUUUAGCCCUUCAAUUCUUUCUGUAUUAUCGCCUUCAAUUACCGGGAUGGUGUGUUGUACUCGCCUCAUUAUCCAAAAGACUUCAUUCUAUCUAUGUUUUACGCCUUUUCAACGAUUGUUUUACCACGUUUUUCAUGGUUGUAACGGUUUUGUUGUUACAAUUGGCUAGUGAUCGUCCUCGUCGUUGGUUAACCUAUGUGGCAGCUUUAACUUUUUCCUUCGCACUCAGUAUCAAAAUGAAUGCGUUACUCUAUUUACCGGGCAUUGCAGUCACCAUAUUUUAUCUACAAAAUGGCAAUUUGCUGCACUGUUUAAUAUGUGCAGCUUUAGCCGUUUCUCUACAAUAUUCCAUUGCAAUACCAUUUUUAUCGCAUUGGAGAUCUUAUUUGAUAUGUGCCUUCGAUUUCCAACGAAAAUUUUUGUACCGUUGGACAAUCAAUUGGCAUUUCCUGGAUGAAGAAACGUUUAAUUCAAAUCAAUUCCAUUUGGCGUUAUUAGCCACCCAUAUGAUUGUUAUUCUAACGUUAUUUUCCCUACUGUUUCCAAAUUGGCGCACCCAUUUGUAUCGCGCCUGCUGUCUCCACGAGGCAAACAUCUUUUUAUCAAGUGAUUUACAUUCUAGCGCCGCUUCUCCAAAGGGCAAUCACCCCGCCAUUUCAGGUACACUUCCGUUAAUUGUUACUACAAAUUUUGCCGGAGUUAUCUGUGCGCGUUCAUUACACUACCAAUUUUUGUCGUGGUACCACUGGACUUUGCCGAUACUGCUUUGCUACUCAGGGUUUCCAGCCCCGCUGGGAAUGGUUUGGUACGCGAUACAUGAGUGGUGUUGGAACAGCUAUCCACCAAAUUCCUUAGCCUCCGCAAUACUCGUGUCUUUAAACGGCACUCUUUUAAUAUGUUGCGGAGUCGCAUUUUACAUCACUAGACAGAAAAACCAACUGCAGCAACAGCACGGUGCCGUUCCCGCAAAAUCUCGGUCUGUUCUAUCGGAUGGCAAAGAAGACUAG